AUGUUCAAAUUUAUUCAUUUUUAUUCUCUUAGUUAUAUUUACUUUAGAAAUUGUUUUAAUACAGUAAAUUAUACAAGUUUGAGAAGUAACAAAUUUAAUGAAAAUAUUUGUUCACUAAAUUCUCUUUUCGCUAGAAAUAUUGUGAGAAAUAAUACAUUUAAUGAAGAUUCCUUGAUGGAAAGUAGCCAAAAUGAGAAGGUGGGAUAUUUGGAGAAGAAAAAUGACGAAAUUCUACUAAAAGUUAAUGUUAAACCCGGUUCAAAGCAAACUCAAAUUAAAGGAGAAGUGGAAGGUUGUUUAUCAGUUCAAAUCGCAGCUCCACCUAGAGAUGGUGAAUGUAAUAAAGCGUUGGUAGAAUUCAUUUCCAAAACACUCGGUAUAAAAAAGGGGAAUGUAACAUUAUUACAUGGUCAUAAAUCAAGGGAUAAAAUCUUAUCCAUUACUGGAAUUGACAUACAAGUGGCCUCAGAACUCUUUAUUAACUCUUAUGAAUCUAACAACUAAACUAUACAUAUAAUAUACUAACAUAUGAAUGUGUAUAAAAUAAAAUUAAGAGGCAACCCUAAAAAUAAUAAAACAAUUAAUCCUUACUUUAACAAUGUGUUC
This is a messenger RNA of Theileria parva strain Muguga, 606 nucleotides long. RefSeq names its product YggU family protein. The transcript has 4 exons. Gene Ontology annotation, cellular component: cytoplasm. Bases 1 to 504 code for a protein of 167 amino acids. Lineage: Eukaryota; Apicomplexa; Aconoidasida; Piroplasmida; Theileriidae. The record is from RefSeq and is a predicted model, not a curated record.